Messenger RNA from Nematostella vectensis (starlet sea anemone), 17451 nucleotides. Its product is annotated as usherin. The transcript is spliced from 38 exons. NCBI's taxonomy places the organism in Eukaryota, Metazoa, Cnidaria, Anthozoa, Actiniaria, Edwardsiidae. Gene Ontology annotation, molecular function: protein binding. The record is from RefSeq and is a predicted model, not a curated record. The coding region runs from base 259 to 15753 and encodes 5164 amino acids.
UCAGUGCACUCGAAUUUCAUUACACAAGCGUCUUAACACUGAAAUGGUUUUCGUUGGUUUCUCGCGUCAAAUGAGUUUGACACGGUGAUAUUUACAAUCUUACUACGAUCACUUAUACUAUGUAAUUAUCAGGAAAAAUGCAAUGAGAAGGCAGAGAGAAUUAAUUUAACAAAAUUAUGCGUUUGAGCGAUGAAUCGGAUUUGAUCUGAACGAAUGGCAUCAAGACAGUAAAGGGUUCAAGAGAGGAAUAUAAAGAACAUGGCUGAGAGGAAAUCAAAUCGAUACGAAACUUUAUGGAUUGUUCUAGCACUGUUAUGUUUUGCGAGGACUACACACUGUGGCUUAUUCCCUGACCUGGUUGAUUUAGCCGAGUUUAAACCUAUAACGGCGAGCUCUAUUUGUGGUUUGAAUGGUGCUACAAGACUUUGCAAGUCUUCGGAGAAAGCCAGUUCAGUGCAAGUUUGCGAGGAAAACACUUGCGAGUUUAAAUGUUGCGCAAAUUGCCGCAACUCCAAACCAAUACCCUCAAAUAUUGGUGACAAUAGUAGAGGAAAUGUUAUACCACCGAAUGGGGAGCCAAGAAACGGGUCUUCGGAUCCUUCUUUUGUAUUCGAAGCUAGCUCAAGCUCUAACUUACAACCUAGAGGUGUCCCGUACAUUGAGUAUCUUUCCUUGGGUUUCACCCUCAGUUUAUGGAUGAAGCAAAAAGCAGGAAACAAAGGAACCUUAUUUGUGAAGGCUGAGUCUGCAAGUCCCUACAAGGUCAUCUUCCAAAUAGAGAUACAGAACUAUAAGCUCUGGUUCUACUAUCAAACGUCUUCUAGUAAUAUGUCUGUUGUUGAGUUAACGCCUCUCCAGAGUCAAUCUAAAGAUCUAAAGGAGUUCCAGUGGCAUGUUAUCUCAGUGUCUGUAGUCAACACAGAUUUGUCUUAUUACAUCGAUGGAAUAUUUAUCCAAGGCGCGACCCUUACAGGCCCUAUUGUAGAUGGAGGUGGACUGCCGCGUGUUGGACAAACACAGAGUGGUGGAAGCCAGUUUGAGGGAUUCAUGCAGGAUAUAUUUAUGUACGACCGUGCCAUCAGUAACAGGGAGAUCAUGGAGGCACUAACAGGUAAUCUGGAGAAGGCCUACAUUGCAACAAAUUGUCGAUGUCCUCCCGGGUAUCCCAAAAUAAGUACCUCAAAACCAGCAAAAUGUGCAAAGAACAUAGAGAAUGCAGAAGAUGAAGUGUUCCGUUUAGCAACUACUGCACACCCUAGCGAGUACAUGACUGAUGCAGAUACAACAACGUACUGGCAAUCAGCAGUGACAGACAAUGCGACAGUGGAAGUGGAUCUAUUGUAUCAAGAACUACAAAUCUUCUUUGUGAUUAUGCUAUUCUAUGGGCCCCCACCGGAAGCAAUACUUAUUGAGAGAUCACGUGAUCGGGGUUCUACCUAUAAACCAUGGCAGUACUUUGCUAGUGAUUGUCAAAGCUCAUUUGGAAUGGAAAACAAUGGAAAUCUUGUGAAUCCUGACUCUAUUAACUGUAUACAGUAUCAACGUCCAUUGCCUUAUAGUAGUGCCACGAUCGCCUUCAAACUGGAAAAGUCAAUACCAGCAAGGCCUUUUGGUGCUCCCUGCAGCAACUUGUACUGCUCAACGAAAUUCCUGGAUUUUAUCAAGGCAUCUAACGUCAGGAUUCAGCUAUACAACCACACACUGAUCCAAAAUGAGAAACACCGAUACUUUGCUCUCAAAAGAGUUCUUGUUACCGGGAGGUGUGAGUGCCAUGGCCACGCCCAAAAGGUGACAUUCAUCAAGGGGAAUUCCUCAUCUCCUGGGAGGUGCCGAUGCGAGUGUGAUCCGAGUACAUUCACUCAAGGAGAAAAGUGCGAAAGCUGCCUUCCCAUGUACAACAACAAAGCGUUCCUUCGAGGCACAAACGACGACCCGUACCCAUGUGUCAAGUGCGAGUGUAACAAUCACGCUAGUGCCUGCUACUACAACAGCUCCCUAGACCCCUCCCCUGCGUCACGAACUGUGGGGGGAGGUGGCGUAUGCAUCAAUUGCCUGCACAACACCGCCGGUCAGUUUUGUCACGUGUGCCGUGACGAUUUCUUCCGGGAGCCCGGGAAAAGCCUCAGCGCCGUCGACGUGUGUUCGCCAUGUCAGUGUACUGGACCCGGAGUAGAAACAGGAAAAACUAGUUGCGCCAGGGAUGACAGCACGCCCGGUGUCAUAGCGGGCCAGUGCGAAUGCAAACAAUACACUCAGGGACGCCAAUGCGACGCGUGUAAACCUGGCUUUUACGAUCUCAAGUCAAGCCACAGCACCGGUUGCGUGACAUGCGGGUGUAACACUGCUGGCACCGUGAACAGAAAUGCGUCAUGUGACCAAAGUCGCGGCCAGUGUUAUUGCAAGUCUAACGUGACAGGAAGAACGUGUGACACGUGUGAGAGUGGGUUUUACGGAUUGCGUGACAACGACCCUUCCGGUUGCAGAGCUUGUGAGUGUGACCCGUUUGGUACGUUACCCGGAAGUGUGUGUGACGCGGGCAGCGGUCAAUGCCGAUGUAAAGCAGGCUCCACAGGGCUUCGGUGUCACUUGUGUGAGGACGGAUACCAUUCUCUUGAUAGCUCGGGCUGCAAGACCUGUAAUUGCUCUACCAUCGGCGCCAAACCUGGUCUAGUUAACACAUGCGACAAGACCAAUGGCCAGUGCUAUUGUAAGACUUACGUCGAGGGUAAGACUUGCGACCGGUGCAAGACUGGGUACUACAACCUCACAACAGUCAACCAGGACGGGUGCUCCCUGUGUUCGUGCGAUCCAAAGGGUAUCCAAGGGUCGUCCCUUACUUGUGAGGUGUCUUCUGGGAACUGCACGUGCAAGAAAUACGUGAGAGAGCCGACCUGCGGGCAAUGCAUGAAGGGAUACUUCAACCUCAGCAGCAGUAAUCCGGAGGGGUGUCAAGCGUGCAAUUGUAACCCCAAGGGGACCCUGGGCGGGGACCGUACGCCAGCAGGCGAACUCGAGUGCAGUGGUAGUAAUGGCAAGUGUGCCUGCCUUACCAACGUCCAAGGGCUUCGCUGCGAUCAAUGCGUCUCCGCUUACUACUGGAAUCCCAGUGGUUAUGGCUGCAGUCCUUGUAACUGUGACGCAUCUGGCUCUCUGGCCACCAACUGUAACUCCACGGGUUACUGCCAGUGUAAGCCGAAUAUCGGCGGGCGCAGGUGCGACAGGUGCAUGCCGGGAAGCUAUGGAGGCCCCGGAAGCUGCAAGCCGUGUAACUGUAACAUGGCCGGGAGUCUGUCAGACACAUGUGACGACUCGGGCAAGUGCAAUUGCAAGCCAAACGUCCAGGGAGACAAGUGUGAUACUUGCAAAGAUGGCACGCAGAACCUACAGGUUAACAACGACUUCGGAUGCAGCGGAGUUCCGUCACAGCAACCCGCUCCAGUGAUCACUGUCAGCUCAUCGCGUAGACUCGACCUGGCGUGGUCCCCCCCAGAUAACCCGAACGGGAUCAUCCUUCGCUACGAGCUUUACAGGAACGGCACAGAGGUCUACCGAGGUGUGAUCCGGGGGUACAACGACACCAACCUACAGCCCGACACUCUCUAUAUUUAUUACAUCAUUACCUACACCGAGGCUGGCUCUACGCGGAGUGCGAACAACGGUGAGGCACGGACGCUCGAAGACGCACCGGAAAGUAUCGACCAGCCAUCGAUUACCGAUAUUCAGCCGAGGAGCGUGAAGGCAUCGUGGACCGCUCCGAACGCCCCGAACGGUAUUUUGACAGAGUAUCGACUUCUGUCGGUAAACAAUCGGAAUUCGUCGGAAAUCGUGCACUUCGCAGGACUGUCUCUGAGCGCGAGCGUUGACAAUCUGAGACCAUUUACUAAUUAUAGCUUUACAGUGGUGGCUUGUAACUCUGGCGGAUGCCGCCGAAGUGUUCCGACGUCUAUCACAACAUUGACGACAGCUCCCGACUUCCAGCCGAUGCCUACCGUGAGCCCGCAGCCUGGCGGUACGGUGGUCCACGUGACCUGGGAUGAGCCCCCGGUGCCUAAUGGGAAUAUAUACAUGUAUGAGAUCUAUAUGCGGGGGAGGCCGUUCUCUGGAGCUGGAACUUUGAAGUUUAAACUGUAUCCCCAAAAUAACCCCGAGGACCCGCGUAACACAUCGGUCAGCGGACUAACUCCCUUUACAGAAUACGAGUUUCGGGUUGUGACUUACACGGCCCCGACCAGCGGUGAUACGAGCAGUGAAUGGAGGAGACAGCGGACUGCCGAGGGAGUGCCCUCCGGUGAGUCUGCAAUGAGCCCGAGCGCAUCACCGGCAAGCAGUAGCUCAGUACAAGUCACGUGGUCUCCUCCCCAGACUCCAAACGGUAUCAUUGAAAGAUACAUUGUAAAGACUUACAGCCCACCCGCACACAACAUUGUUGCUAAGCAACAAGAAGUCAACGUUACGUCAUUAGAGGUCGUGGGCUUACGGCCUUACAGCGAUUACAAGUUCACUGUUUCCGCCUGCAAUAGCUACGCGUGCACAGGCCCCAGUUCCCAAGCUUCGGCGCGGACAUUGCCAGCCGCACCGGAAGGUCAAGGUGAACCGGAAGUAAUCCAUACCAAUUCUACUUCCGCCACGCUGAACUGGACUCAGCCCCAGACUCCAAAUGGUCCACUGCCACCGGCGUAUAACCUUUCGCGCGCUUUUGCCGCAAUGCACUACCCCCCACCUGAAGUGAUCGCUGGUGCUCAUUUCCCGGGCAACGGGUAUUACAAAUUUCCGGGAAGUUACGUCAGAGAGGGUACUACCAAUGAGAUCGAGUUGUGGUUCCGCACCCAGUAUCCCGAUGGUUUGAUCCUGUUUCUAUCGGACAGCUCGCAAGCGGACCUGCUUGCUGUGGUGCUCCGCGAGGGGAAACCCUGGUUCAUCUUUGACUGUCAAACUGGACCAGCGGCCUUCACUGUUAGCGCAGCCGUCACUUUCGAUGACAACCAAUGGCAUCGCUUACAGUUGACUCGUAAAGAUAGUGUCGGUACUUUGACAGUAGAUGGGAUCUACACGGCUUCUGGUUCAAGUUCCGGCGCCAGCACUUUCAUCUCCAUGGGGACCGGUGUCUACAUUGGCGGGCUACCCACAGAUUUCAUCAUCACUCGUUCCGAUCCUCCCGCGGCCAGAGUGGGCCGGUACCCAUUCAUUGGUUGUAUUAAAAGUGUGACGUCACAGGGGAGUGGUCCGUGGCAGUGGGAACAAGCGGUCGCUAAGGAGGGUGUGGACCCGGUCAUGAACGCCUGUCCUGUCCGUGACAACGAGAAGAAGAACUUACCCGGGGUUUUACUACGAGGCGGUGGUUACAUAGCUCUCGCUCCCAGCGUCUUCAAUGGGGGUAACGGCAUUUUCGUACUUUCCCUCUCUUUCCGGACAUACUUCAAGUCCGGACUCUUGUUAUUCACCUACGGGCCUUCAUCCCACGUCGCGGUCUCACUGGUCAGCGGCCAAAUUAAGGUGCGGUUACAAAGCCCUCUAAAAGAAGCUGUGUAUACUUCCGCGGUCGCCAAUGACCUAUGCGAUGGGUUCUGGCAUCGUGUGGAAAUCACUGGAGUCGGAAACUUUAGCUUCGUCUUCACCGUCGAUGGGGUCAAAAACGUUGAGACCGCUGUUGAUAAAAUCGCAGUUACAUCUCCCUUGUACAUUGGCGGGAUACCGCUGGACAAUAACAAUGCAGUCGCGGCAGCUAAUAAAGCAGGACUAGAUAUUCAGGAUACCUUUGGUGGUUGCAUCCGGGACGUAACAACCGACACGAAUGUUCUGUUUGGUCGGGAGGUACUGGCAAUGAGAAACUCCGACUUAGAUGGAUGUGUUUCUAAUAAAACACUGAAUGUCACCCAACCCAGUAGCGCAUGCGCAGUAUUCCAGAGCACUGUCAUCACUACCCAAAAUACUGUGCGGUAUUUCGACACUGGCGUACAGCCGUUUACAGACUACCUGUACAGAGUGAGCAGUUUCCAAGCCGGUACAAGCGGGUCAGCGGAUAGUGCUUGGAUGUACAUGCGCAGCGGGCAAGGAGAUCCACAAGGUCUUUCUGCGCCGACAUCCGCUGUCCCCUUAAAGGGCGGUCGCACAGCUAGCGUCACCUGGAAUCCCCCAACUCUACAAAACGGCCUCAUCACGCACUACGUCAUACGAGCCUAUGACGCUUUCGCAAGCGGUAAUCCUGUGGAUUUCCGCGUGUCUGACCCCGCCCUGCUGAAUGUGACAAUAACAAAUCUGACGCCGUACACAACAUACCGUGUGCAAGUGGCGGCGUAUACCCAGGGGGGUAGUGCCGAGGGGCCAGGCCUCAGCGUGACUACACUACAAGCAGCUCCUGAAGAAGUCCCUACCCCCACUGUAAAGGCCGCACCCUUCGCCUUUAUCCUCACAUGGACCCCUCCCGCCAAGCCGAACGGGGUCAUCACCCUCUACAACCUAACGCUAGACGGUCGUCUGAUGUAUAGCGGGCUCACGCGGGCGUUCAACAUCUCCGGCCUUGAAGUAUACAACGAGUAUACCCUGCAGCUACUCGCUUGUACCGCGGAGGGGUGCACCCUUGGCCCCGCCCUCAAAACACGUACCGGGGAGCUCCCCCCUGAGGGACUUAAGUCACCCAGUAUUGUAGUACAGGGCAAUGACUCAUUGCAUGUUCAAUGGGAUCAGCCAACUAAACCCAACGGUAAACUUAUCGGUUACGAAGUUUUGAUGGCUACCGUGGACGUACCCUCAGAGUACAGAGUGGCGUACAAUGGUUCUGAACGCCAACUCAGCGCGGAAAUAGAUGGACUUAUAACCGGCACCUUGUACUACGUCCGAGUCAAGGCCUUCACGAAUGGCGGCGGGACGGUCAGUAACGCUUCCACGGCCCGGACGGUGUCCGGUAUUCCUAGCGGGAUCCCGGCACCGAGAGUGAUCGCGUUGAGUCCCAGUUCACUCCUAGUGAUCAUCCGUGACCCGUUGAACCCGAACGGUGUCAUCACCCGCUACGAGAUUUACGAGGACGGAGGGGUCGUCCCAGUCUUGAACGCGACCACCAAGCAGAACUACACGGCCACAGAGUUCCCACCGUACAGCCGCCACACCUACCGCGUUCACAUGUGCACCAUCAAGGGCUGCAACCCAGGCGAAGAAGCCGUCGCCUACACCCAAGAGAUCGCUCCUAACGGCACCGUACACCUCACCGCUACCCUCAUUAACCCGACCACCGUUCGCGCAAACUGGUCCCACGUGGCCGUACCUAACGGGCGACUAUUCUAUAAUCUGAUGGUCAGCGGUCGCUUUAUCGUGCGCGGGUCCAUUACCAUGGAGACGGAGUUACGUGUUGAGAGGGCUGCACGCGUGGAGUAUGCCGGGAGAGAGUUUGAAUAUGCUGGACUUCUGCCGUAUAAUCGUUACGAGUUCUUUGUCAACGCGUCUAACACCGUCGGGUAUAUACUGAGUAACAUCAUCUCAGGAACGACCGGCGAGGCGGCUCCUGACGGCAUCAGACCACCAAACGUCACCGUUCUGAACUCGACAGCCGUCAUGGUCUCAUGGCAACCGCCCGCUCUCCCGAAUGGCGUGUUGCUAGGUUACGAGCUGCGUCAGAAGUCAGGUGACCUCGAGACUGUUGUGUAUCGAGGGAAUGGCUUAGAGAAGCUUGUCACGGACCUGAAACCUUACACUCUGUACCAGUUCCGCAUCAACGCUAAUACCAGCGCGGGGCCUGGAUUCGGUAACUGGACGAGUGUAGUGACCGAUGAAGCAGUCCCAGGCCCCCUAGACCCACCCCGCCUUGUGCCCGACUCAACGGAUGUCCUCCUGGAAUGGAACCGUCCCGUCCCAGAGAAUGGCGUAAUCGUCCGCUUCGUCAUUUUCCGGAACGGAACCGAGGCUGUCCGUAUCCCAGGCAACGUGACGCGACACAGGGUGACCGGUUUAAAGCCAUUCACCUUUUAUACGUUUGCCGUGAACGCUUGUACUACCGUGGGUUGCUCGCGCAGUGGGGACGCGCUCACGCGGACCUUGGAGUCAGUACCCGAAGGCCUUAGCGCACCGCGUCUCACCGCCCUCGCCCCGAGACACAUCAAAAUCCAGUGGGACACCCCCACAGUCGCCAACGGCAUCAUCCUCUACUACUCCAUCGAUCGUCGCGAAGUCGGUGACGUGUCGCCUACCAAUAUCACGUCCAUCAAUGCCUCGUUACCGCGCGAGUACGUGGAUACCACAGCAAGCCCGGUGACCACAUACCAGUAUCGCGUGGUGGCGUUCACUACCGGUGGGGGUACCCCUAGCCCGUACAGCAACAUUACCACCGGCGAGGGAGAUCCAGAAGGCAUCAGCCCGCCCACCGUGCGCGCCCUCAGUCCCUUCGCACUGCACGUGGUCUGGACCACGCCCACUAAGCCAAAUGGUCACGUGAUACGCUACAUCGUGCGCGUUCUGGAGACUGGGUCUAACAACACUAUAAAUGACACGUCGGUGUUUGAGUUCAACGUUACGGGCUUGAUGCCGUAUAUUGAAUACAGCAUCGUCAUUUCCGCUUGUACAGCCGGGGACUGUGGUAGCAGCCAGCAGACAAAAAUGCGCACGCUUGGAGCAAACCCCUCGGACCAGCCCUCCCCGACAGCCAAGGCUGUGUCGGCUACAGCACUUCGGGUGGAAUGGGACCCACCGUCAAGACCUAACGGCGAGAUCAGGCGAUUUGAACUCUUCAGAAUGACACUGGACGAUCCAACCAAUCCGAACUUCACGGCCACGCAUACGUUUGUGAAGCUAACGCUGACCAGCAAUAUCGCACAGUUUUAUGACGAUACGGGACUCGGGAUAUAUUCACUGCAUCAAUACAAGGUUACAGUGUUCACUUCCGAAGGCAAUUCCACCAGUCUUCCUUCCCUUGGUUUCCGUACCGGCCCCUCCCCUCCCCUCUCGGGGCCAAAUGUCACUGCCAAAGCUUUCAAUCAUACGUCGGUACUUGUCACGUGGUCUCCACCAGUACUCAGUCUUCUCCGUGGCGCGGUCAAGGCUUACACAGUGUCCUACGAGCAUGUAACGUCAUCCACAAAGUUCAGGUUUGGGACCGUUACCGGUAACGUGACUAGUCUGGUUGUCACACAACUCAAGCCAAGCUCCGACUACAGAUUCUGGGUUAAACUGGACAACGGUGCUGGUGAAAAAGAGAGCGAUCCGGUCACUGAACGGACGCAGGAUGGAGCCCCAGAAGGCUUCGCUGCCCCCAUCUUGUACUCGGAGAGCAGUACGGUCAUCCGGGUCUCCUGGACCCCGCCCACCACGCCCAACGGACAGAUCUCCGCGUACAAGAUCUACGCAAAUAAUAUGCUUCGAGUGAACGCCUCUGCUAACCAGAGAGUUGCCUCAGUGAGUGGCCUAUCGCCAUACACACAGUAUACCAUCAUGGUGGAGGUCUGUACCGUGUACACGUGUACCCGGAGCCCGACAAGCACCGCGCGCACCCAGCCGGAUGCUCCUAGCGGGCUCGCUGCCCCACAGCUGACCGCGGGACCCAACACAAUGCGCGUGGACUGGGCGCCCCCAGCACAAGAGAAUGGAAUCAUGCGAAGUUAUCAGCUGUACCGUAGACGAGUGUUCCAGUGCCCCACCAGCCCUCCCCCCACAGCAGUGUGCACGUACGUCGAAUGCACCAUAUCCGACCAGCUAUGUGGAGCAACAUGCUACAACCCGGCACAAAAGGUAUGCUGUGACGGAGUCCUCCAUGAUAAAGACGCGCGCAAGUCGUGCUGUGACUCGGCCUAUCUUGUGAAAAACAGCGCCAACGAUGUAUGCUGUGGGAAUCAAUUCUACGUGAAUAGACCAGACUACAAGUGUUGUUAUGGCAACUACUUGCGUGUGCCCUCGGGGAGUGUCUGUUGCCAGGGUAACGGAGGCGUAGUGGUUGGUUUUGGAGACACAUGCUGUAGUGAUACUCCAUAUUUUGUCAACAAUUCCAAGGUUUGUGUCUGUGGCAGCCUGUACGACCCCCUCCCCGCCCGGAAGUGCUGUGGUGGUAGAGUGGUAGCUAGUGCGCAGGUCUGUUGUGGCGAUGCGGCCAAGGGCAAUGCGUAUGACGUCACAUCCGGUAAAGAGUGCUGCGGGCUUGAUUACGUGACGCGUGACCACACGCUGUGUUGCGAAGGAGCACUUGGUGCUUACAAGGUCUACAACUACUCAAGCGCUGCCGACAAAGCGGCCCGUAGUGACCAAUGCUGCAAAACGAACCGAGUGGCCAUCGGUCUGAGCUGUUGCAACGAUCGUGGCUACAAUGCCUCUUACCAGGUUUGCGCGGACAAAUCCAGCUCUUCCCAGACCGGAUGCGGAAAUGGUGCCAUAUGCAACUCGUCCCAGGCCUUGACAGCCCGUUGCAACCGCUGCGAUUUCGACUCCUCGUCCCUAAACUGCGGAUUCGUCAAAGGGUACUACGCCCCCACAUUAGUUACGCCGACAGCUCGCACAUGCGCAUCCGAGUAUGUCGAGCUUUUGAACGGAGUGCCCGACCCCAACAAGUUUACUUUGCUGGAUGUUGGACUUUCUCCGCACACGCUGUACGAGUAUUACGUGGUUGGGUACAACGACGAAGGGAACACCACUAGUCCAACGGCCAGAAACCGCACCCUGAUGGCCAGUCCAGAGGGUCUGACCCCGCCCAUCGCUAUCCCAGUAUCUGCCACGUCAAUAAAAGUCACCUGGAAACCGCCUACAGUUCUCAAUGGCGUGUUGAAGGAGUAUGUUCUCACGCGUAUAAAUCAGCAGAGCAACCAGAGGGUUGAAGUCUACAGAGGACUGAAUGAGUCCUUCCUGGACACCUCUGGCCUGGAACCUUUUACAGGCUACAUGUAUCAGCUGCAGGCGUGUACAACAGAGUGCGCGGCGGUUUUGUCCGCGGUUGUGUUUACCGGCCAAUCCAGGCCAACCGUUGUCAGCCCGCCUGGUCUAGAGGCUCUCAACUCUACGAGUAUACGAGUCACGUGGACGACGCCGCCUAAACCGAAUGGUGUGAUCAUAGCUUAUAAUGUGACUCAAGUCGUCAAUGGAUCUUACGGGAUCCUGCUAAACCCUAACGAUAACGGUCUCGCGAUGUCUCUGAUUGUUAUCAACCUAAGGCCUUAUACUAACUACACCUUCAAGCUAACUGCGUGUACGAACAUAGGAUGCGCGGAUAGUCCACCUGCCAGUGUUCUCACUAUGGAGGCCGCACCUGAGAGUAUGCAGGCUCCGAGGCUAACCCCUCGUUCCUCGAGAGAGGUCGAGGCGUUAUGGCGAGAACCCGCAGUCCCUAAUGGUAUUGUCGUGCAGUACUCACUCUACCGUAGCUCCCGAUUGGUAUAUUACGGAACAGACGUCUGCACUAAAGAUAACCAAGAAAAAGACGAAUGCAUAUUCAAGGACAAAAACCUUACUCCCAAUACUCUGUACAACUAUAGUGUGACUGUCACGACAGGAGGUGGAAACACGUCAAGUCCCAUUGUUACUGUUACAACACCGGAGAGCUCACCUGAAGGUAUCCCUCUGCCACGGCUCACCGCACGCUCCGCCAAUGAAAUCUACGCUGAAUGGGACGCACCAACCACGCCCAAUGGGGUAAUCAUCGCUUAUGGCAUUAUUGUCGACGGUGCGCAAUAUAAUACGAGCCUGGUCCGUAAUAAACUGGUGACAGGACUCACGCCGUACACCCGCUAUGCCUUCCAGGUUACCGCGUGCACGGCUCAGGGGUGCGGUAUUGGUGACCGGAAAUUCUUGCGCACCCUUGAGGCACCGCCCUCGGGACAGGGUGCUCCUACUGUGAUUGCCAAAGAAUGGAACGUAGUAACGAUAUCCUGGAGCCCUCCAAGUACUCCAAAUGGAAUCAUAACCUCGUACGAAGUUCAACGCAGAAGCGACAAUGAAGUGCCAAUAAUAGUUUGUCUGAAGAACCAGCAGACCGGUUUGACAACGAAUUGUCUAGACAGCGGAGGAAGCCUUCGCGGCUAUACCGUCUAUCGAUACCUAGUGUAUGCGAUAAAUGGGGCCGGCAGAUCGCCCGGCCCAUAUGCUGAGGUUCGCACGAUGGAGGGACCUCCCAGUGGGGUAAAAAAGCCCGCUGUGACAAUCAUUAAUGCCACCGCGGUAACGGCUACUUGGGACGCACCUCAGGAGCCCAACGGGAUUAUCCUCCAUUAUGAGCUGCGCUAUCAGGUCUUCUCCGCAGCGAACGUGCAACCCCAGGUUGCCGGAAGAGUUGCUGCUAAUGUCUUUAACUUGACGGUGAAUGUGUUCAAGCCAAAUACGAAUUACGAGUUCCUGAUCGCGGCCAUCAACAGCAGGCACGAGGGGGUCAGUGCAUGGGCGUUAGCCAAAACCAAAGAGGCACCACCCCAGGACUUGAAACCGCUCCAGGCAGAGAGGAUCUCAGGAGGUACGAGCAUGAGGUUGUACUGGGAAGAACCUGGUAGUCCGAACGGUCGCAUUACGGAGUAUAAUAUCUACAAGGACGGAAUUCAGUUGUAUCGUGGUACGACUUUGGAGUACACUGUGACCCGGUUGACGCCCUACACUGCGUACGAGUUCCAGCUAGAGGCAUGUACCGCAGCGGGAUGUACGAGGGGUCAGAUGCAGACCCUGUACUCGGCGGAGGUGACACCGACCGGACUUGCCCCACCCACCACCGGCUUUACCAACGAUACGGCUGUCCUCGUGACCUGGAGACCACCAGCAGUGCCAAACGGUGUCAUACAGCGCUACGACGUCAUCCGCACCAGUACCGCGCUGCCAGCGCGUCGUCGCCGUCGAGCAUCUUCAGAGCUGAUUAUUUACUCAACUAAUAACACCAACGCGUCACAGUACCAAUACCUUGACACAAACCUGUCACCUUACACGCGCUACCAGUACAAAGUACGGGCUCUUAAUAAAGGAGGACAGGUGGACAGUGAUUGGAUAACAGUCGACACUAAAGAGGCACCCCCAGGAGGGGUAGCCACGCCUACAGUUAGUACAAUGGACGCGUACAGGCUUAACGUGUCUUGGACAGUACCUACUAAACCAAAUGGGAUCAUCCAGUACUACCUGGUCUACAGGAAUGGUAGUAUUGCGCACAAAGGCGAGGGGCUGAGUUUCCUGGACUCGGGAAAAGAACCGUACACUGCGUAUAGUUACACAGUGAGCGCGUGUACCGGAGGGGGCUGCACGGAGGGCGGGGAGGGCGUUGGCCGGACUGCCGAGGCAGCACCCACCGAUGUUUACCCUCCUUCCCUUACCCCUGUUAGUGCGUAUGCUAUACGAAUUGAAUGGAGAACCCCUGGCAAGCCGAAUGGAAUCAUUACAGAAUUUGAAGUCUAUGAGGGCAAUACACGAUUGUUCUCUGGUCUAGACAAAGCAAUAACGAGCAGCGGACGUAAGCCUUAUACACUGUACUCCUUCAUUUUGAAGGCGUGUACUCGCGCAGGGUGUAGCAGCAGCACCCCUGCCUCUGCCCGCACACUUGAGGCUGCCCCUGGUAUCAUGGCUGCACCGGUAGCGACCGUGGGCGGGGCCUCCCUUGUUAGAGUGCAGUGGAGCCCCCCAUCUGAAAUGAACGGCGUCCUGCUGUACUAUUUACUCACUCGGGACUCGGUCAUCAUAUACAAUGGCACUGACCUCACCUUUAACGACUACACUGUGGCGCCUUAUAAAGUCUACUCAUACAAGGUCAAGGCGGUUAAUAGCGCCGGUCAUGGCCCGGACAGUCCGGCAGGUACAAACCCAGCGACAAACCCUGGCGCACCGGAUAAUGUUGCCACGCCCAAGUUGACGGUCCUGAGUGCGAAUUCCAUCAGGGUUCAGUGGACGCCACCUGGAAAGCCUAACGGUGUCAUCGAGAGAUACUUUGUGUUGUACAACAACCUUGAAGUGAACGCUGGGCUUGACCUUGUCAGGGUUCUCACGGAUUUAGACCCGUUUACACUCUACGCUGUCCGAAUCAAAGCCUGCACCACAUCAGUAGCUUGCAGCACCGGAACAUCGGCUACGGCUCGCACCCUUGAGGCACCGCCUUCACAGCAAGGACCUCCAGUCUUCCCCAUCAAUGAGAUCACCGCCAACUCCAUCCUCAUAACUUGGUCCGGACCGGUUAAACCUAACGGAAAUAUAACUCGGUUUGAGAUUGAGCGCCGGGUUUUGAGCCGAUCCAGUGUCAACGUAGUGUCAUACGGACCGGUUGUCUCGGUCUUUAACGGCACGGAUCUCCAGCAUAGGGACCCCACUGUCAGUCCAUAUACCGAGUAUGAGUACCGGGUGACGUCAUUUAACAGCGCGGGGAGUGCAAGCAGCAGCUGGGUCGCGACUCGUUCCCUGACGGCACCGCCAGCUGGUGUACCUGCGCCCACGGUCGUCAGCUUUACGCAGACCAGCGUCACGGUUGCCAUCAGUCCGCCCCAGACCCCCAAUGGAGAGAUCAGAAGAUACGUGUUGGUGGUUGGUGCGAACAAUAUAUCUUCCAAUUUAGAAAUGCAGCGCCUAGCUUCCGGUUUACAGCCCUAUACCCAGUACCCUUUCCUCGUAUUGGCAUGCACGGACGCUGGGUGCACAGCAAGCCCAACAGUUACUAUUCGAACAGCUGUCGGAACUCCGUCCGAGUUCUCCGCUCCACGGGUUGUCAGCCUCGGUUCCCGUACGGUUGUGCUGGCUUGGGAUGAGCCAUCCAAACCUAACGGUGUUAUUCAAAGUUACGAGGUCCUGAAGCGUGUCUCGUGUAACUCGUGCGAGAUGCCAGCAAACGGUACGAGCGUAGGACUGGAGCGAAGCUACAACGUGACUGGCCUCGCCCCUUACGUCACGUACGACUUCAUCAUCCGCGUCUACAAUACACGGUACAGCGGCAUGUCGGACAUCAAGGCCGUCAUCACGUCAGCUGAAGACCCCGUGGCUGUUGGCACACCUCCUCUUGUCAAUGUGACCGGGUUCCACGUGUCGGUGGACUGGAGCAACUGCUUUACAUUGAACGGGCCUCUUGACGAGUACCUACUUCUCGAGGAUGGGAUUAUCGUGUAUUCGGGAAGGAGGGCAUUCAGCGACUUGCCAAACAGGCCAAGAGGAGAAAAAACAUACGCCGUCAAAGUGACCACCAUCGUGAAUGGGGUCAAACGAGAAGCCCUGGCUCCUUCCAUAACCGUCACUGUACCCAAGGAAGGCACGGGUGUUCUCCCCACCGCCUCUGCACGGGAAUCAGUCCCCUUCUAUCGCAGCAUCUGGUUCAUCGCCGUCAUCGUCCUUGUCGCCAUCCUAGUUCUCUUCCUCCUCCUCGCGCUAUGCCUCAAGAAACGCAGCGGGGACCGGACAGUCUACGUCCGAGAACGCGAGCCCCUUCCACCACGCACUAAGAUGCGGUCACGCCCACCGUCCAUGUCUAGCAUAUAUGGCACGCCAUCUACUGAGCGUAGGGCUGGGAGCGUCAUGGAUCUCCAGUACACGAAUGGCGGCCCAUUCCAGGGCAGCACAGUCGCACUAUUCGAUAGCACAGAGCAGCUCGGUAAACAGGAUUACAACCUGUACGACCGGUAUAACCCGUAUAACCGGUCGCUGGACCUGACAGACGGUAGCGUGCACAAGUUUGGCAUGGACGAGAGCUCGGACUGGGAUGGGUUUCUACGCACGUACAGCAGAAGCAAGGACUCAGGGCUGUACACUGACGAAAAGCUGCCGAUAUCAGACAGCGACGAGGACGAGAACAGUACGCCUCAGCAAAGCUUCAAACGAGAACAGUACUUCACCGACACUCAUUUAUAGGUCACGUGAUUAUUAGAGUCUAGUUAAUAGUGUCGUUACCAUAGUAGCCAUGGAGUGGCCCAGGCCCCCCCUCUUUCUGGUCCAGUAUAGCUAUUACGUCUCAGUCGUUACGUCUCAGUUGGAAACGAAUGUUCUUGAGAAAUCACUUUGCUCCCUCCCCCACAAGCAAAAGUCCUGGCCAUGCCCCUGACAGCAUUGCGUUGAAUGUCCCAGGGCAAAGCGAUUCUUGCCUGCUUUAAAUGCUGACGUGAGAAAAAUCUAGGGCAUUUUUCUUAAAGCUGAUCAAGACGGUACGAUUUAGUCGUAUGCUACUCGCCCGCAACACACCUACAACUCGAGUCGUAGAGUGUAAAUCAGCCCACGACCACGCUACGAUGCUCGACUACGAAAGUCGAAAUGUGUAAUUCAGGGCUAAGACAUGUCGUAGGUAAGUCGCAUACGACAAAAUUGCGUCUAAAUCAGCCUUUAGAUUAGUAAUUAUUCAGGCUCAGCGCAGAGCAAAUAGUACCUUUCAAUUGGAUUGGUAAUUUAGGCUACCUUGAGUUGCUACUUCACUACCUUCAGAGUGUGAAUCUGUUUACAAUUAGUUGAUAUUUUAAAUAUGUCACUGAGAAUAUACAUACAUCUGUCUAAGGACAGCGUGUGAAUAAGAAAUUAGAAGAUGAUUACAUAUUUUGCACUGAGAAAAUAUUUGUUUGUAGAUAGUUAUUACCAUAUUGAUGGUAUAUUCCUCUCUUAUGUAAACGUGGAUAUCGCGCCAUAUCACUACCCGCGCCUUCUCGAGCGCUUGUGUACUUGAAAACUUGAUCAGGCAACUGUUUUGAUUUUAAGAUUGUUUUUAUUUUUGCGCAAUGCUACCCUGAGGUUCUCGAAGCGCAAAAAGCCCCAAGAGGCGUCCAACUAGUCCCGAGGAGACGGCGGGCGGUGCCGAAAGCGCGACGAACGAAUGCCGAUGGAAGGGCGAGCGUUUGCGUCACCGUUUGGCCCUUUUUUUAAGCCUGGCCGCGACUAGUUUCUGGAACCUAGGGUAGCACAUUGCAAAUUCUGCGCGAAAAGCUUGUGUCCAUACUUACAGUACACGCUUAAAAUUCCGUGCAACAAAAUGAAAUUGUUAAAGUGUAAUAGUCAAGACAGAACAAAAGAGAACAAAAAGAUUACAGUGUAUUAGUACUAAAUAACCUAAAUAGUAUUUUACGGGUUUUUGAAAACCACUCUAUUUCAGUAAUAUAGUUAAUGUUGAGUCUUGAUAACUCCCUGUCACCCUCGCAGCCUUUCGUGACACGUCACGCUAGGCGGCGUCAGUGUCGGGCAGGACUUGAACACGAGGGGAACUAAAAUAUGGCUCGAGUUAAUCGGGAAACCUAGUUUGCAAGGGCUCGUGUUACCGAGGAUUCGAGUUAUCCGGAGUUAAUUUUCAUUGUUUUUAGUAUUCUUCUCGUAUACGAGCUGUUCUUUGCACGAUACUGGCUAGCUUUGCUUUCCAUCGGAUUCUAGAGCUCUUUUGUCGCCCCUCGUUACUUGCAGCCAAUUCUUAGGCUGUCUCGCAUCAAAUCCAGCUUUCCCAUACAUGCACAACGUAUAACAAUCCUUUUCCUAUAUUAUUAGUAAAUCGCUAUUGCAUUCUGUAUUUGUAUCACCUGUAGUAUUUGUUAUAUUUGUAAAAAUAUCUUUUUCUAAUAAAGCACAAUUAAUAAUGAA